This is a messenger RNA of Scedosporium apiospermum, 1086 nucleotides long. RefSeq lists its product as uncharacterized. NCBI's taxonomy places the organism in Eukaryota, Fungi, Ascomycota, Sordariomycetes, Microascales, Microascaceae. The transcript has 3 exons. The coding region runs from base 1 to 1086 and encodes 361 amino acids. The record is from RefSeq and is a predicted model, not a curated record.
AUGCGCCUGGAGCGACGCAGCAGCCCGCCCUGCCCGGGAGCCGACGGCCAGGAAAUAGGAACCACCGGGCUCAAACUAGUCCUGGCGUGCGGAAAGACUCUCGACGGCGAGGUCAUCGGCACCCCCGAAUCCACGACCCUGAGCCAAUGUGCCGACUUCUGCGGUACUUUCCACCCGCGAUGUGAGGGAUUCAACUAUAGCGACGCUGACGGGUGCCAACUUAUCGGAGUACCUGCCUCGGGCGGGGAUAUCCCGGUGCGACAGACCCGUCUCACAGACUCCGGAAGGGCGAGGUACCCCACGUUAGCGCAAUCCUCAUGUCGUGAUGGUAAACAGCUCACGCAGGGGAGUGCCGGUUCGUUCGACGCCAAGUGUGGACAAGUUAUCAAUGGCGGAGACCUUGUUCAAAGACAUCACCCGACGUUUGAUGCGUGUUCGGCGGAUUGUGGGGCGACGGCAGGUUGUGUGGCCUUUUCGUACGAGGCUUCCAUGUCCAGGGGAUUCAACAACUGUUACCUGAAGAGCUCGGUCCCGAGCGGUGGAAUGAGCUUCGUCGAUGGUGUCGAUACUGGGCUUUUUGCCGCUGCAAAUGCCCAAGCCCCACAAUCGGGCGUACCAGCUCCAAGCGGCUUCAUGACCAUUGUUCCCGCCAACAACGCAAUCGAAACGCCCACCGGCAACCUUGCGGCCAAUCCCACCCCUGUCACUCCUAUCGGAGAUAUCUCCCAAGGAGGCAGCCCUGUAGACGGAAACCCCGUCGUCAGUGUCACCCAGGUCGUCACUUUGCCUGCCGAUUCCAACAACGACGGGGGCAACGGCGGGUCCGCCAGCCUCUACCGGGGCUCUUCUUCUGGAGGCUCAUGGAAAUCAGUAUUCGGACUCGGCAGUGGUAAGAGCAGAGCGCCGCCCAUGCAGGGUGGGACGGGGGGUAUUCUGGGUUCUUCGAGGACGAGCUCCAUGCAGAGGCUAGGGUCGAGUGACGGCAGAUCAGUCCCCGUUUACGAGGUCAAAGGGGGGAAGGUGGCCUUGAGGGAAACCACAACGGAGGUGCAGAGGCCGAUGACGGGUCUUUUUAGGAGUAAUUAG